GGCCGAAUCGGAGAGAAUAUCCCCCCGAUACGCUAUAUGACGAUUGAUCUGAAGUUCACUCCGCUCUGCUACAGGGACCACAAUCAGCGCUUUCUUCAGCUUGUCGCUAAGAUGGCCAAGCCACCGAAGGGCAAGGGUGAGCCAGUGACCGUGGAUAAUCCCCAGUCGGAGGGCGGCCAUCGUGACUGGGGUUUGAUCCGCCUCCUGAGCCUUCUGUCCUUCAGCCCCCAGUUGGAGAGAUUCGUCUCCCGUGUUGGGGUGGAGAAAACUGUUGUGUCGAAGGUGUCCCGAUACCUGACCCGGGCAGACGGGGGUUUUGCGGCCUAUUGGCACUACUCUACACGUGAACCAUCCGACACGGUGCCUCUGACGCGGUUUGCCCAAGCCAAAUACUUGUUGAGUGAGAGUCCCAAGCUACGGUACAUAUUUCGGAUCCUCCAGGAGCAGGGGAUGUUUGACGCUCUGCGUGACGGCCGUCGGCUCCCCCGUUUCUUGAUCUUCUGCCAGAAUCCUUUAACCACGUGGGUGGUUAGUAUGCUGCUGGAAAGCCUUGGUGUACCUACCCUAGCGAUCCGCAGCACGACUACCACCGAGGCCCGGGCGGCGAUUGCCCGCAAGUUUUGUGAGAGAGACGCUCGUGUCGGGGCCCUCGUCACCACAUAUGCCUGUGGCGCAUAUGGGCUGAACUUACACAGCCAGUCUUCGAGGGUCAUCUGCGUCGAGUCACCGCAGAAUCUCGCCGGGAUUUGGCAGGGCGGCGGCCGCGUCCAUCGGGUGGGACAAGCAGAGCCCCAGCGGGUCUGGAUUUUGUUUCUGGAUCACACGAUCCAGCGCUGGCUGGAGUGGAAUAACAUGCAGAAGGCACUUCCCGAGGUUGCGGGCGUCCUUUACGGCGCGUUGCGUGGGCUUCUGGCGACCGGCACACCUCCCGGGGGGAACGAUGACGACGAAUCGGUUGAUGGGGAG
Molecule: messenger RNA, 966 nt
Organism: Aspergillus neoniger CBS 115656
Lineage: Eukaryota; Fungi; Ascomycota; Eurotiomycetes; Eurotiales; Aspergillaceae
Product: C-terminal helicase domain-containing protein
Exons: 1
Source: RefSeq, a predicted model, not a curated record